AUGCCUCAGAAUAUAGGGGAUUGGCUCCUACUUGCAAAGGACUUUAAGGAAUUAUGGAAUUUUCCCCAUUGUGUAGGCGCCAUAGACGGAAAGCACAUUGUAGUUCGAGCUCCAAGAAAUACAGGAUCAUUACAUUUUAAUUAUAAAGGAACAUUUUCAAUUGUGUUGAUGGCGCUGGUUGAUGCAAAUUUGCAAUUCACCAUGAUUGACAUAGGAUCAUAUGGGCGAAAUAGUGACGGUGGUGUUUUUGCACAUUCAAAGUUUGGGACAGCCCUGAGUUGCAAUCAGCUACAUUUGCCGCUUGCUUGUGUUAUGCCUGGAGCUGAGGAACUUGGUCCGAUGCCGUAUGUCAUUUUAGGUGACGAGGCGUUUCCAUUACAGGAACACAUCAUGCGCCCCUAUCCUGGUAGAGGACAUAAUUUUGCUGAACAAAUAUUCAACUAUAGAUUAUCAAGAGCCCGUAGAAUCGUGGAAAGUGCUUUUGGCAUAUUAGCGGCUCGAUGGCGGGUAUUCUACACAAAGAUUUGUGUCAGCGUUUCGACCACAAAGGCUAUUGUUAAAGCAGCAAUAGUUCUCCACAACUUAUUGCAAAGGGAGACAACAGUAGCACAGACAGCGACACUCUUAGAGGAUAACCAAGCCAACACAACAGACGGCUUCUGUCCUUUAGUCGGUGUGGGGAAUAGAGGAUCGGAACACGCCAUUGCGAUCAGGGAGAAGUUUAAGAAAUAUUUCACUAGGUUUGACACGCUACUUUGGCAAGAUGUACAUGUAAGAUGGGACUGCUUUGGUGGUUCACAGUAA
Molecule: messenger RNA, 804 nt
Organism: Ruditapes philippinarum (Manila clam)
Lineage: Eukaryota; Metazoa; Mollusca; Bivalvia; Venerida; Veneridae
Exons: 1
Coding region: 1-804 (267 amino acids)
Source: RefSeq, a predicted model, not a curated record